Molecule: messenger RNA, 1227 nt
Organism: Venustampulla echinocandica
Lineage: Eukaryota; Fungi; Ascomycota; Leotiomycetes; Helotiales; Pleuroascaceae
Product: S-adenosyl-L-methionine-dependent methyltransferase
Exons: 8
Coding region: 1-1227 (408 amino acids)
Molecular function (GO): methyltransferase activity
Source: RefSeq, a predicted model, not a curated record
AUGGCAGAAGUGGAUAAAGAUCAAGCUGCCGCUGCUCUUCGAUUGGCUGUAGCCAAAGAGGACAAUAACCAACCAACAAUUGGCUCUCUUUCAGCUGUAUUACAAAGUGACGGAGCCGGGUCUUCAAGUACCUCUUUUUCGGUGAUAUCAGAUGCGGACAAAGAACAAUUUACAGUUGUUUCUAUUUCGGACAAUGCAGGGCAUAGCAUGGACCGACCCAAAUCCUCUAUUCUAACCUCUACGCCAGGAGCAAGCGGCCAGGCCGGUACUCCUCGUACCCCAUCUCCAUCUAGCGACCAGCAACCUAGUUUAAUAGAAUCCGAUGCAGACGAAGAGCUAGAGAGAGAUUCGGCUUUCGGAGAUGAUGCGUCAGAGGAAAAUGGCAGACGAUACCACGGUUAUAGAGAUGGAAAAUAUUUACUCCCAAAUGACCUGGCCGAACAAGAGCGGCUUGAUCUGCAUCAUCACAUCUUUAAUCUUGCCAUAGAUGACAAGCUAUUUAUGGCUCCGGUAGAGAACCCACAACGUGUAUAUGACGGGGGAACAGGAACGGGGAUCUGGGCUGUCGAUUUCGCAGAGCAGGUGUCCCAAAGCAUCCCCGCACUUCGCUGGCUGACCGCUUCCAAAGCCAGUAUCCCAGUCGACGAUAUUGAAGACACUUGGCGCCACGAGCCCUUCAGCUUCAUCCACCUGCGAUCCCUAAGCGGCGCCAUCAAAGAUUGGCCAGCACUUCUCGCGCAAGCGUACGACCACAUCGAUCCCGGCGGCUGGAUUGAAGUCACUGAGUUUGAAGUCUGGAUUGAGUGUCAGAAUGAAAGUGUCGUGGGGCCACCGCCGAUGAUUCAGAGGUGGCAGGAAGGUCUUACUGACGCGGGUGAACGAAUCGGGAGGAGUUUUAAGGUGGCGAAGAAUUUGAAGCGUUGGCUUGAGAUGGUCGGGUUCGUGGGCGUUGUGGAGAGUGUUGUUAGGGUUCCGAAUGCUCCUUGGCCGAAAGACCCCACACAGAAAGAAAUCGGCGUGUAUCAGCAACAGAAUAUGAUCGACGCGUCGUCAUCAUACGGCCAGGCGCAUUUCACCCGUGUUCUAGGCUGGACCAAGGAAGAAUACGAUGUACUGAGUGCGCGUGUGAGGAAUGAGCUGAAAAGUUCAAAGUACCAUCUCUACUCGAAUCUUUAUGUAGUUUAUGGGCAGAGACCUAGCUUGCAUGGCUCGGAGGCUGGCGCAUAG